GUUCCCGCGCCGCCGUUGUCCGACGCGCGUUUCGCGAGGCUUUAAUGACGCUAACGAUGCCAUUCUACGCGAUGGCGCAAUCGAGGCGGCUGCUGAUCGCCGCGGUCCUGGCGAUCGUCGUCGCCGACGUGGUACGAGCGGCGCCCGAGUCCACGUGUCUGAAGAGCAACGCGGACUGCGUUCGCAGCUCGGAGUGCUGUUCCGGAUGCUGCCUGGACACCAAGUGCGUCGAAUACGCCGACUCGUGCCAGAGCGACCUUGCGAAGCUGGGCGCGGGCAAGGGCGGACCGUGCGCCAACCUCGACCCGCCGUGCAAGCCGUCCUUCGCGUGCGUGCUCCAGCAAGCGACUUGCGCUCAGGCCCCCUGCAAGCCAGUGCCCACUUGCGUGCCGCCUGAUUACCGCGACGACUACGACUGAAGUCUCAGCUCCACGGACAGGUGCCAGCCACACUUUUGCACUCGACUCUUGUAGAGCCUUGUACAUUUUCUAGAGGAAUAAAUGAUCCUUUGACUUUCAUGGGCGAUCGUGUUUGUUU
This is a messenger RNA of Phymastichus coffea, 537 nucleotides long. RefSeq lists its product as uncharacterized. The transcript is spliced from 3 exons. The record is from RefSeq and is a predicted model, not a curated record. Bases 45 to 419 code for a protein of 124 amino acids. Lineage: Eukaryota; Metazoa; Arthropoda; Insecta; Hymenoptera; Eulophidae.